Messenger RNA from Erigeron canadensis, 543 nucleotides. RefSeq lists its product as uncharacterized. The record is from RefSeq and is a predicted model, not a curated record. Lineage: Eukaryota; Viridiplantae; Streptophyta; Magnoliopsida; Asterales; Asteraceae. Gene Ontology annotation, molecular function: nucleic acid binding. The coding region runs from base 1 to 543 and encodes 180 amino acids. Gene Ontology annotation, biological process: DNA integration. The transcript is spliced from 2 exons.
AUGAGCACGGCGUUUCAUCCUCAAACGGAUGGGCAAACCGAAAGAACAAUACAAACGCUUGAAGAUAUGUUAAAGGCGUGUGCCAUUGAUUUUAGCGGGAGUUGGGAAGAUCACUUGCCCUUGGUGGAAUUUUCAUACAACAAUAGUUAUCAUGCCACCAUCCAAAUGGCACCUUUUAGAGCAUUAUAUGGUAGGGUGUCACCAUGGAAGGGUGUUAUCCGUUUUGUGAAGAGAGGCAAGCUCGGACCAAGGUAUAUCGGUCCUUUUAAGAUUCUUGAACGUGUUGGGAAGGUCGCUUAUCGAUUAGAAUUGCCACAAGAACUUGGUGGAGUACAUGAUGUUUUCCACAUUUGCAACCUACGCAAAUGCUUGGCGGACCCGACACAACAUGUACCUAUGAAUGAGAUUCGGGUGGAUAAGAAUUUAAAUUUUGUGGAGGAUCCGGUAGAGAUCUUGGACCGUCAAACCAAGAAGCUCAAGAACAAGCGUUACACAAUUGUGAAAGUUAGAUGGAAUGCUAGACGCGGGGUCGAGUUCACUUAG